AUGUCGGCACAGAAUUCGGCGGGUAUCCAGACGUUGCUUGAUGCAGAGAGAGAUGCGCAGAAGAUUGUUCAGAAAGCUAGAGAAUACCGCACAAAACGUGUAAAGGAAGCAAGAGACGAGGCAAAGAAGGAAAUCGAUGCGUAUAGAAAGGAAAAGGAAGAUGAGUUCAAGAAGUUCGAGGCAGAGCACACGAGCGGCAACAAGAAGGCAGAAGAAGAUGCCAACAAGGAUGCUGAGAUCAAGUUGAAGGAGAUCAAGGAAGCAGGCAAGAAGGGGGAGAGUCAGGUUGUAUCGGAUCUAUUGAAGGCAGUCUUCGAUGUUAAGCCUGUUGUACCUGAACGUAUUGAAGGACCAAAAUAG
Molecule: messenger RNA, 360 nt
Organism: Botrytis porri
Lineage: Eukaryota; Fungi; Ascomycota; Leotiomycetes; Helotiales; Sclerotiniaceae
Exons: 6
Coding region: 1-360 (119 amino acids)
Biological process (GO): proton transmembrane transport
Cellular component (GO): vacuolar proton-transporting V-type ATPase complex
Molecular function (GO): proton-transporting ATPase activity, rotational mechanism
Source: RefSeq, a predicted model, not a curated record